Molecule: messenger RNA, 1926 nt
Organism: Durio zibethinus
Lineage: Eukaryota; Viridiplantae; Streptophyta; Magnoliopsida; Malvales; Malvaceae
Source: RefSeq, a predicted model, not a curated record
CUUGUCGUGUACAUGCUUUUUUUAAGAGUUUGGUGGCUGCCCAUAUCCGUAAUGUCCCACAGGAGAUGUCAUGAAAGAGAUAAUCAGUUGGUCGUCUGCAUUAUUUCCUUGUGAUUUUCACCUAAAAAACACUUUUUUUUUCUCCCCCGACUAGUUUCUUUCUUCGUAUGCUUUAGCAAAGACAAAGGUUGACUGCCCAACCAAAAAAAAAAAAGGUUGGCGUAUCAAUAUCAAUGUUCACAAGUGGCGAAAUUUGGGAGCCCCUGUCCGCAGUUAUUUGGAGCUCAUCGCUAUUUCUCUGAUUAUUCCUUGCCGAAGGUCAAUCAAUCUUUCAGUUUCCCAAACUCUAUCUUCUGAUGAAUCCACAACAACAACAAUCGGAACCGGACCUUCUGGAUCCAUCCUUGGCUUCUCUUCGAAUCCAACCUACGUCGCCACGUGUCCCAUUGACCACAAGCGCCACCCCAACCACUGGUGCCCAGCGUCGCAUCGCCAUCGCCGUUGACUUAAGCGACGAGAGCGCUUACGCCGUUCGAUGGGCUGUUCAGAACUACCUUCGACCUGGAGACAUCGUCAUUCUCCUCCAUGUUCGUCCAACCUCGGUCCUUUAUGGAGCCGACUGGGGCUCUAUCCAACUGCAAAUCAUCCCUAACUCCACAAAUAAUCACGAAAAUGCCACUACCAUCACCACCGACCACUCCGACGAAGAGUCGCAACAGAAACUCGAAAACGAGUUCGACAUUUUCACCACAACGAAAGCGAACAUGCUGGCGCAACCGUUAGUGGAUGCUGAGAUCUCGUUUAAAAUCCACAUAGUUAAAGACCAUGACAUGAAAGAGAGAUUGUGUUUGGAAGUGGAGAGGUUAGGGCUGAGUGCGGUGAUCAUGGGAAGCAGAGGGUUUGGAGCCUCUAGGAGGACCAGUAAAGGAAGGCUAGGAAGCUUUAGUGAUUAUUGCGUCCACCACUGCAUUUGUCCAGUGGUGGUGGUCCGCUACCCGGAUGAGGAUGAGAGCGGAAUAGGCGGAGCCGAGAGGGUGAAGAAGAAGAAGAUUGUAGGAGAAGAUGUGGAGCUGCAGCCGGUACCGGAAGAGGAACUUGAGUAUCAUGAUGCGGAGGAGGAGCACAGAGAUGCUUAAUAUGACUUGGAGCAAUGAUAACUGCCAACUGAUUCAGGUAAUUUAAUAUCACUCAGAGCUUUCAUCUGUUUGAGACCCAUUUCUGAUUUCUUUCCCUUCUCCCUUUUCUAUUGCUAUUUCAUUGGAACAGAGAACUCACUCAUGGGUCUUAUUGUAAAGCUUGUAUCGGUCAUGUGGUUUUUAAUGCAUUAUUUGCAAUUUCGAAUAUAUAGCUUGGCUUUGCCCCUAGAUAUAUAUACAUAUAUAUAUAUAUAUUUAGUUCACAGAAGGGCAAACGCCUGUACAAAGAAAAAAGGGAGAUAACGGGAUUAGAAUCUUUACUCACAUGUCUUUUUUAAAGUUUCUUAUCCAUUAGGCCAAAAGUAAAAGAUGGCUUUACCCCUAUAUAUAAUCUUUUGUAGUUAACUCCUUUGCAAAUAAAGUGUCAACAUUUAUUUUGAUUUACUGGAUAGGGAUGAUUGAGAACUGAUAUGCCCCUGUGCUAAUAUUGCACCGAAUGGUGAAAGGCAAAUCAAAAUGUGCAGACCUUUGUGGUGGCAAAAGCAUGAGAAUCUUGUGCGGUGAUGUGAUGGAAUUUUAUACUUUGUAUAGAUGGAUAGUAAUAGGGUCUUGGUUUUCCUCCUUUCUGUGAUGAACUUUUAUCCUUUAUAUAGAUGAAUUGGAUGUUUUCAUCAAUUAACCGUUGAAUGCAUGUGUGCCUUUUCACCGCAUGUUACUGAUAUAGUAGGAAUGCCAGAUUUUUCGUACAUUAAAACCGCAUUUUUUUAUUAUUAUUGAUUUGUUUGUAACC